AUGAGUUCCGAUAUCGAGAAGGACGUGGCUGGCAGAACCGCAACCCACGAUAGCUCUCUCAAGAGCAUGUCCGUGGAAGAGCGAGAAGUCGCAGAGGCCGCAGCCCGUUAUGGGUAUGGUCCUCUGGCCAACGGAAAUAACGGUAUGGCUGCGUUUGGGAAAUUCCAGCCAUCCGCAGCACCAGCACCGUCAGCGCCCAGCAAGUCGUCCAUCGCAAACCCUGGACCCUUGGGACUGUCCGCCUUCGCUCUCACCACCAUGGUGCUUAGUCUGAUCAACAUGCAAGCUCGCGGCGUCACCGCGCCUCAUCUUGUCGUUGCUUCGGCUUUUGGAUAUGGUGGAUUGGUGCAGCUUCUCGCUGGCAUGUGGGAAAUGGCCAUUGGAAACACCUUUGGAGCCACUGCUCUCUCCUCAUACGGUGGAUUCUGGAUCUCCUAUGGCAUUAUCUUCACUCCCGGCGGCUUCAACAUCAUUCAAAACAUCAAGGAGGUCAACGGCAUAACUGGCGUCAACAACGUAACCGGCUUCUGGCUAAUGUCUUGGUGGAUAUUCACCACACUCUGCCUCGUCUGCACCUUCAAGACCAACAUCGCCUUCGUCUCCCUUUUCUUUACUCUCGAUCUCGCAUUCUUGUUCCUUGGAGUUGGCCACUUUUUCGAAUCCGCCCCUGGAAAGCCCUAUGCACCUCUCAUCAAGACCGGCGGCUUCUUUGGUAUUCUGGCAGCUUUGCUAGCCUGGUACUGUGCUCUUUCUGGAAUGGCAGAGCCAAAAAACAGCUUUAUCAAGUUCCCUCUCGGACGGCUGCCGUGGAUGGGCAACCAGAGAGUCAAGACUGAGCGCGAGGUAGUUUAA
Messenger RNA from Nannizzia gypsea CBS 118893, 852 nucleotides. RefSeq names its product meiotically up-regulated 86 protein. The record is from RefSeq and is a predicted model, not a curated record. Lineage: Eukaryota; Fungi; Ascomycota; Eurotiomycetes; Onygenales; Arthrodermataceae. Gene Ontology annotation, cellular component: plasma membrane. The transcript is spliced from 3 exons. Bases 1 to 852 code for a protein of 283 amino acids. Gene Ontology annotation, molecular function: acetate transmembrane transporter activity.